UUACUUUUUUCACUUACUAAGUGAAUGAUGUUUUAAGAAAAACUAAAAUAAUUUAAAAAAUAAUAAAUAAGAAAAUUAAGAAAAAUAAUUGAAAUGGAUACUUGGUUGAUAACAAUAACCCUACUUUUGGGUGCUUUGGGUUUAUUUUAUAUAUUUCUAAUGUGGAAUUAUGGCAAAUGGCAUAAACGUGGUGUUCCCGAGGCCAAAACCUAUCCAGUCGGUGGUUCAUUUCCCUCAGCUAUAACACAAAAACGUCAUAUAAUCUAUGAUAUUGAUGAAAUUUAUACAGAAUAUAAAAAUUCCAAUAGAUUUGUGGGAGUUUAUCAGUGUCGUUCACCACAAUUAUUGAUUGUGGAUCCUGAAUUGGUUCAUAAAAUUUAUGUUAAUGAUUUUAAAUCGUUUCAUGAUAAUGAAUUUUCAGAUUUUGUUGAUGAUAAAUCUGACUUAAUUUUGGCCAAUAAUCCAUUUUCCUUAAAAGGCGAUAAAUGGAAGGAACGUAGAUUAGAAGUUGUACCCGGUAUGACUCCAAAUCGUAUUAAAAAUGCUUAUCCAGUAACAUUAGAUGUCUGUAAACGUCUAACUCAAUAUAUAAAAGAAAAAUCGGCAAAGGCCGGCAAAAAUGGUUUAGAUACCCAUGAGCUAUGUUUACGCUAUACUUCCGAAGUUGUAACCGAUUGUGUUUUGGGCAUAAAAGCAGAAAGUUUAACCGAUAAACCUACACCCAUUUUAGACAUGAUCAAAGGUCUAUUUGGACAAAAUUCCAUGUUUCUUAUUUAUCAAAUACUUGUUGGUUUUUUGCCCAGUUUAAAACAUUUCUAUAAAGCGAAAGUAUUUCCCGAUAAAUCGAGGGAGUUCUUCUUUCAUUUAAUGCAGCAAUCCAUAGAUAUGAGACGUCAACAGGGUAGUGUAGGAGAACGUGGGGAUUUCUUAAAUUAUCUAUUACAAUUACAAGAUAAGAAAGGUUUAAAUACUAACGAAAUGGCUUCGCAUAUAAUGACAUUUAUAACGGAUGGUUUUAUAACAACAGCAUCUGUAGUUGCCCAUUGUUUGUUAGAGCUAGCCAGAAAUCAACAAACCCAAGGAAAAUUGCGUCAAGAAAUAUUGGAAAAUCUCGAUAGUGAAGGGAUUUUAACAUUUGAAAAACUAUCGGAAUUGCCCUACUUGGAUGCCUGUUUCCAUGAAUCUUUACGUAUCUUUCCUCCGUUGGCGUUUACCACCAAACUUUGCACUGAACCCAUUGAGUUGGUCAACAAAAACGGCCAAAUUCUUAAAAUGAAAAAUAAUGAUGUAGUUAUGAUUUCACACUAUAGUUUAUAUCACGAUUCAAAUAAUUUCGAAGAUCCUGAAAAGUUUAAACCCGAAAGAUUUUUACCUGAGAAUGGCGGUACUAAAAAAUAUCGUGAUGAGGGUAAAUUUAUAGGUUUCGGUGAUGGUCCACGCAUUUGUUUGGGUAUGCGUUUUGCUUUGACCCAGGGCAAAGCGGCCAUUGUUGAGCUGGUGCGUAAUUUUAAUAUUAAACCUAAUCCCAAGACUCGCAGUGAUAAUUUAUUGGAUAAAACUGAAUUUAUUUCACGUAUCGAGGGUGGUGUUUGGUUGGAUUUUGAACCGAGAAUUUAUCUACUACUAAUAAAAAUAAUUAAAAUGGAUACCUGGCUGAUAACCAUAACCCUAUUUUUGGGUGCUUUGAGUUUAUUUUAUAUAUUUCUAAUGUGGAAUUAUGGCAAAUGGCGUAAACGUGGUGUAGCCGAGGCUAAAACCUAUCCAGUGGCUGGUUCAUUUCCCUCAGCUAUAACACAAAAACGUCAUAUCAUCUACGAUAUUGAUGACAUUUAUAGAGAAUAUAAAAAUUCCGACAGAUUUGUGGGAGUUUAUCAGAGUCGUUCACCUCAAUUAUUGAUACUGGAUCCUGAAUUGGUUCAUAAAAUCCAUGUUAAUGAUUUUAAAUCGUUUCAUGAUAAUGAAUUUUCAGAUUUUAUUGAUGAAAAAUCGGACUUAAUCUUGGCCAAUAAUCCAUUUGCUUUGAAAGGUGAUAAAUGGAAGGAACGCAGAUUAGAAAUUGUACCCGGUAUGACUCCAAAUCGUAUUAAAAAUGCUUAUCCAGUAACAUUAGAUGUCUGUAAACGUCUAACUCAAUAUAUAAAAGAAAAAUCGGCAAAGGCCGGCAAAAAUGGUUUAGAUACCCAUGAGCUAUGUUUACGCUAUACUUCCGAAGUUGUAACCGAUUGUGUUUUGGGCAUAAAAGCAGAAAGUUUAACCGAUAAACCUACACACAUUUUAGACAUGAUCAAAGGUUUAUUUGGUCAAAAUUCCAUGUUUCUUAUUUAUCAAAUACUUGUUGGUUUAUUGCCCAGUUUGAAAUAUUUCUAUAAAGUGAAAAUAUUCCCCGAUAAAUCGAGAAAGUUCUUCUUUCAUUUAAUGCAGCAAUCCAUAGAUAUGAGACGUCAGCAGGGGAGUGUAGAAGAACGUGGGGAUUUCUUAAAUUAUCUGUUGCAAUUACAAGAUAAGAAAGGUUUAAACACUAACGAAAUGGCUUCGCAUAUAAUGACAUUUUUAACAGAUGGUUUUAUAACAACAGCAUCUGUAGUUGCCCAUUGUUUGUUAGAGCUAGCCAGAAAUCAACAAGCCCAAGAAAAAUUGCGUCAAGAAAUAUUGGAAAAUCUCGAUAGUGAAGGGAUUUUAACAUUUGAAAAACUAUCGGAAUUGCCCUAUUUGGAUGCCUGUUUCCAUGAAUCUUUACGUAUCUUUUCUCCCCUGCCGUUUAUCACCAAACUUUGCACUGAACCCAUUGAAUUGGUUAAUAAAAAUGGUCAGAUUCUUAAAAUGAAAAAGAAUGAUGUAGUUAUGAUUUCUCACUAUAGUCUAUAUCACGAUCCAAAUAAUUUCGAAGAUCCAGAAACCUUUAAACCCGAAAGAUUUUUACCUGAGAAUGGUGGUGUUAAGAAAUAUCGUGAUGAGGGUAAAUUUAUAGGUUUCGGUGAUGGUCCACGCAUUUGUUUGGGCAUGCGUUUUGCUUUGACCCAGGGUAAAGCGGCUAUUGUUGAGCUGGUUCGCAAUUUCAAUAUUAAACUUAAUCCCAAAACCCGCAGUGAUAACUUAUUGGAUAAAAAUGAAUUUAUUACACGUAUCGAGGGUGGCGUUUGGUUGGAAUAUGAGCCUAGAAGUUAGACUUUGUUAAUGUUUUUAUUAAAUAAAAUAAUAAAUUGAAAAGUAUAUCGA
Messenger RNA from Lucilia sericata (common green bottle fly), 3216 nucleotides. RefSeq lists its product as uncharacterized. The transcript has 15 exons. Lineage: Eukaryota; Metazoa; Arthropoda; Insecta; Diptera; Calliphoridae. Bases 94 to 3165 code for a protein of 1023 amino acids. The record is from RefSeq and is a predicted model, not a curated record. Gene Ontology annotation, molecular function: monooxygenase activity; oxidoreductase activity, acting on paired donors, with incorporation or reduction of molecular oxygen; iron ion binding.